Messenger RNA from Paramecium tetraurelia, 1506 nucleotides. RefSeq lists its product as uncharacterized. Gene Ontology annotation, cellular component: endoplasmic reticulum membrane. Gene Ontology annotation, biological process: positive regulation of GTPase activity; endoplasmic reticulum to Golgi vesicle-mediated transport. The annotation marks the transcript as partial. The record is from RefSeq and is a predicted model, not a curated record. Gene Ontology annotation, molecular function: GTPase activator activity. Lineage: Eukaryota; Ciliophora; Oligohymenophorea; Peniculida; Parameciidae. The transcript has a single exon.
AAACAAUAAUUUUUAUUCAGAAAAUGGUUUAAAAAACAAGAAUAGAAAAGUGAAGACAUGUAAGAAUAGGUACUCGCCCCUUAGGAACCAACCUAUAUGGCUUAGGUUUUAUUGUUAAAAUUGAUAUCCUAGGCCUCUGAGAAAGCCUUUUAAGCCUUCAUUUCUAAGGUAAUUCAUUUUAUGGGAGGGUCUGGUUUAAUUUGGUAAAACAUAAGAAAGGCAUUUUGGCCAAGAGCACUUGGUUUUGAAUCCUUGGAAGCCUAACGAUAAAUUGUAUAAUUGACACUUGAAUUAUGUGAAUAUUUGAAUGCUUAAAAAUAGAAGGAUAUCAUUCAACUUGAAAAAGACUUGAACAGACAAAAAUACAAUAAAAGAACUCAGGAUGCAAUAAGAAGUACAAUAAGAGGAUUUAUCAAUUAGUCUGUUUCAAAUUGUUAUAUAUAAGGGAUGGAUUCCAUUUCUUAUAUCCUCUUAGAAGCCUUUAAUUAUGAUUCCGAACUCAGUACAAUAUGUUUGAAUGAGAUCUACAAGAAAAGGAUUGUCAAUUUACCACCAGAAGAAGAGUAAGUGGAAAUUAGUGAGUAUUUCGGAUAAAAAUUAUAGGAAAAGAUCUUACUUUACAAUUGGACUCUCUAGUAUUUUGAUCCAGGAUUAAGCAAUCAUCUAAAGGAAACUGACUUCAAGUGUGAGACUCAUAUUGUCUCUUGGUUUAGUACUUUUUAUGCCAGAGAAUUCAACUUAGAGAAUGUAAUGAAAAUUUAUGAUUAUUUCUUAAUUUCUGAUGAAUCAUUCGAAAUCCUGUUAGCAUGUUAAAUUAUGUUGGAACUCAAAUCAACCUUUGAAAUUAAAGAUAGUGAAGGCAUGCUCAGUUGUCUCAAGAAUCUUUAGAAUAAUAUACAAUUGGAUAAUUGCUUGUAGAAUUCCCUCAAAUUUUCAACUUAAUUGCAUAAAACGUUUUUCAUUCUCACUCAUCAGGAUGAAGAGAUUUGCAAUUAAAUGAAGGAGGAAAACGAGUACUUAUAAGAAAGACCAUGGGAACAUCCAUUAACAUUUAAGUAAUUAUAAGAGCAAUAGACAUUUUCUAUUUCCAUUCAUGAUUUCCAAUAAUUGUUGAGGGAACAAAAAUAAUCCUUCAAUGUCUUAUCUUUGGAUAUGAGAAGUGCUAAGGAUUAUGAAUAGGCUUGCAUAACUGGUUCCUUGUUUGCAUACUAUGAUAAAAAAAAAAUAAAUAAUAUUCAAUUACUAAACUACUUCGAACUGAGAGGACUGGUUGAAGAACAAAGCAUUUAUUAUAUAGUUGUGAUAUGCGAUACUGAUAAGCAGAAUGUAAAAGAAAUUAUGGAUUAUUUACUUAAGUAACGAAUUAAACGUCUUGUACAUCUAAAAGGAGGAAUUUAGGCUGCUUUGCUUGAUGCUCAGGAUAUAAUAAAAGUUAAAUAGAAGGCAGUCUUACCUCCCUGGAUAAAAUCACAAAUCGAUGAAUUAAAGAAAAAAAACAUAUAAUGA